UGGCACGGCGACCCCGCGCGCCCGUCUCACCGUCAUCGCGCUGGUUCACGCUCCGUCAGUCUGUCGGCAACCUGCGUACCAGUCGUGUCGCAGCGCUCACGUAACAAAAUUCUUAUUAUUAUUAUCAUCACUCUUUACUUGCCUUGAAACUUGAUCGGUGGUGUGUUCAUUCUCGUUUACCGACUUCGUAGCGCGUAUUUCAUUUCUCUCGACACCGUCCUAUCCCUUUAAUUAACGUUAUCACGUCCAGGAGCUCUCGCGCUCGUCGAAGAAAAUCGCCGUUGCCGCCGCCGCCGCAUACGUCCGCGCUCGCGCAUGAAACUCCCCACGACCCGCGAUUGUACGCGCGCAUCAUACGGGGCGCACCGAUAAAGUGACCGAGAGACAGAAAAUUAUCACGAGGGAGAGAGGGAGAGAGGAGCCCGAAAACGUCAAGUACGAACCGAUCGCCUGCAAACCUUAUCCGAUUGCCGCUGGUAUCUACGAGCGUCGUUGGCAUUCCGGAGUAUUGUUGCGUGCCAACCAUCCGAUACGUAGCAAGUCGUACCAUCAGUACGCCUCGCGCAUCCUCGUCUUCGCCGUCAUCAUCGCCGUCGCCGUCGUCCUCUUCGUUGUCCUAGAGUACAGCCACGCGACGCAGCAGCGCUGGAGUUCAUCAGCCGGGACGUCAUCAGACUCGUUUCACCCGGUGCAUGGGUCACUGUUCACCGAUAGAUGAACACCAUGCCUGCUUACAGGAAAGACAUCGCAGUUGCCGAUCGCGUUCACCGCUGCUGCCCUGCUCCACCUCCACGGCGGGCACGCUGCUGGUGUAUCGAUUGCUCUAAAAUAGACGCGUGGGAACAACACCUGCAGGCCAGGCGUACACGUACACACAUGCCGUUCGCAAGCGCAUAAACGCGCAACAGACUAUACACGUCUGUGUUUCACGCUUCGUACACACUCAUACAUACGGCGCGUUUGUUCUCUCCCCCCUCUCUCUCUCUCUCUCCCGCUCUCUCUCCCGUUCUCUCUCUCUCUCUCUCCCUCCCUCCCUCUCUCUCUCUCGCGCGCUCUCGCUCUCUCGCUCUCUACUUCUCGUCGUUACGCUGCCACGACCCUCUCGCAGCAGCAACGUGUGACAGGUGCAACGACGGCGACAUCGUCGUAGGGUGGUCGGUGGUGGCGCUGGCGAAGAGCCGCAGCAGGAAACGGAAGAAGUGAGUCGGGUUGGGGUUGCGAGAAGACGCGAAUAAGAAGAGAAAAAAAAAGUAGAAAAGGCCAGGAAGGGAAAACAGAAGGAAGAGGAAGAAGAAAAGAAACCGGUUGAAGAGGCGAGAGAAGGACCGGAUCAGGGAAGGAGAGGAGGCGUGGAGAAGAAAGAAGAAGGGGAGGAAGAGGAGGAGGAGGAGGAGGAGGCGGCCGCGGCCCCCGUGUUUCUUGCGAAGGGAAGGUUAUUUUCCAGUGAUACGUCCUGGAGGCGCCCGUCGUCUUCGCCGGUACAACCAUAACGCCGCCCGCUUUAAAACGACCGAGACGGGACACGGUGGAUUCGUCGCCGCCACCCGCUCGUACCGCAGCCCCCGGCAACCCCGGACCGUCCGGCAAACUCGCCUGCAUCAUGGACGCGCCGCUAUCGCAGAGCAUGGACUCCGUUAACACGGUGGCCACCGGCGAAGACGAGGUGCGCACCUUGUUCGUGAGCGGCUUGCCGAUGGACACCAAGCCGAGGGAGCUCUAUCUGCUUUUCAGAGCGUACGAGGGGUACGAAGGGUCGCUGUUAAAAGUCACGAGUAAAAAUGGGAAAACAGCAUCGCCGGUGGGAUUCGUGACUUUUCACACAAGAGCAGGCGCGGAGGCGGCGAAGCAGGAUUUACAGCAGGGGGUUAGAUUCGAUCCUGAUAUGCCACAAACCAUACGUUUGGAAUUUGCAAAAAGUAACACAAAGGUUAGCAAACCCAAGCAACCAGCCGCUGCAGCAGCCACCUCGCACCCCGCUCUGAUGCACCCUUUAACGGGACACCUAGGGAGUCCGUUCUUCCCCGGUGCUCCUGAAUUGUGGCAUCAUCCAUUGGCGUACUCUACAGCCGGCGAAUUACCGGGCACGCUGCAACAUGCGACGCUGGUGCAUCCGGCGUUACAUCCUCAGGUCCCCGCGCCUAUGUCCCUGCCGCAUCCUACGACGUUGACGUCGAUACACGCGUCGCUGCCUCAUUUUCUACCGUCGCCGGCACUGGCGUCACCGGUCGGAUCACCCUCGUCACAGCCGAACAUAGCCGUCAGCAAUGCGCAAUGCUCCACCCUCUUCGUGGCGAACCUGGGCCAGUUCGUAUCCGAGCAUGAGCUAAAGGACAUCUUCAGCAGUUUUCCUGGUUUCUCCCGGCUUCGUAUGCACACGAAGGGAGGGUCGCCAGUGGCCUUUAUCGAAUAUCAAGACGUUCGCUACGCGGCCCAGGCGAUGGCCACUCUCCAAGGAUCCUUUCUCCUCUCCUCCGACCGGGGAGCGAUACGAAUCGAAUAUGCAAAGUCAAAAAUGGCCGAGGUGGGCUUUACAAAUCUCUGGAUCGAAGGAUCAAAGAGACAAGAAAACGGCCAACCUUAAGAUUGACAUCAAUGGCAUGUAAAAAGGCAGAGUAUCGGGCAGCCUGGAAGAGACGAUAGAACGCGCGACAGGAUAUCCACCGGAAAACAAGACACGAGGAAGAACCAUACAAGAAGUCGCACUGUCGAGCAGUUAAAGAUUCGUCGGCGAGAGAUCGUGGGAAGCGAAACGUAGGAUGCAGGAGCAGUAACACACAUACAUACAUAUAUGAGAAAGAAGGGAAGAGAAGAGAUGCAAAAAUUGCGAGCGUGGGUGGAAGGGCAAGAUUUCGCUCUUUCGCCCGAAAGGGACACAGCGAACACAUCGGUAGGCAAAUUCUUGUAAAUUCUUCGACGUUGCAGAACGGAGGCGUGUUGGUUCGCGCGACUCUAGCGGGGGGCCCAAUAUAAUCACAUAAUAAUUCCUAGGUAUAUAUAUUUUUUAAUGAACUUAACUUAUCGAUUCGCGUACCUACCUUUACCUACUAUUUAUUUUCACCGUGUCUUUGAUCGCGAUCGACGAUGACGAAGCGAUAGACAGGGGCGGGGGUGAUAGAGAUGUGGCAGGUGAAGCAUCGAGGAAAAGGCAACAGAAGAAUGAAGCAAGCGAGAGGAAACGGAUUUUAUUUCUUGUAUAUGUAUUACAUAUGUAAAGAAGAAUGGCACUCUUCGCAAUUACACGCGCACGUCAUAUCGUGAUAUUUGGUUACACGUACAUGUAUAUGUACACAUGCAUACACAAAACACACACCCAUAUAAACAGACACAUUUAUACGCGACAGUCGCGAAGAUUUUUUUCAAACAUACCAUGCCACCCUGGGAUACAUCCGCACAUACCAUAAAAUUUGCAUUCAACGAUAAAUCUAUUGGAUGUUUCGGAAACAAAUUUCUGACAAAUUUGUUAAAUAAGUCACAUCGAGCUCGAAUUUUCCAAAUUGUUCAUAUUGCUGAAAAAGUAAUAGUAAUAAAUAUCGAGCCUCGCAAAAAUUAAGCUCAUUAACGCGUGAUUAAAACACAUUGAUGCACAAUGCGAAUCCUGGUGGUGGCUCUAACGCGAAAUUGCGUAUUCUACAUACUAAAACGAAACAAGCGAGGCGAAGAUGAGUACAUCAAGCUUAAUACCAAAGGUGCCCUAAGAAGUGUGUAUUUAUGUUUUAUCAUCGGCGCGUCACGCGCGAAACGAGCGCGCGUACAUUUAACUAUUGUAUCUUGUUAAGAAGAGUCUAGUGUGUCCUAGGUGAAGAUGAGUGUGUGUACGUGUGUGUACGUGUGUGUACGUGUGCGUACGUGUGUGUGUGUG
Mycetomoellerius zeteki is the source of this 3859-nucleotide messenger RNA. RefSeq names its product protein couch potato. The coding region runs from base 1601 to 2581 and encodes 326 amino acids. The record is from RefSeq and is a predicted model, not a curated record. Gene Ontology annotation, molecular function: RNA binding. NCBI's taxonomy places the organism in Eukaryota, Metazoa, Arthropoda, Insecta, Hymenoptera, Formicidae. The transcript has 9 exons.